UAUAAAUUAAACAAUAAAAUGGAUAAGCGAAAGAAGCGAACAUCAAUCAAUCAGUACCUAAUGUACAUUGAAUUGCUGGAAAAGGAUGCAAUUUUCCGAUCUGGAAUAACACCACGCGACGCAGAGCCCAACUAUUUAAACAAUAAAUGGAGAGAUCUAGCUUCUAGACUAAAUACCUGCCUAAACGGACCACAGCUUUCACCAGAGGAAUGGAAGAAGCGCCUAAAUGAUUGGAAAAAUAGCACUCGCUGCAAGUACCGUCGCAGUGUAUCUGGUGAAAAGGAUAUUUCCAUGUCACCACUUGAAGUAAAGGCACUUAGUCUGUUCGGAAAAACCCCUGUUCUUAUAAGAUCUUCCCAAACCGUGGAGUUCAAGUCCGAGGCUAAGGAAUUGUACGAAGCAGAAAAGAAACAUCAAGCUGCAGCCAAAGCGAGGGUUGUGAAUAAUAGCUCUGAAAACAACCAAUCCCUAGACGAAGAACUCGAAGGUAUUUUUAUUGAUCAAGAGGAGUACAAUGAAGAUGAAUCAGUGGAAGAGGUCGAAAUUAAGGAGAGAAAAUUUGAAGGAACAAAUGGUGGAGUUUCCAAGACCAAAAGGCGUCGCACUAUUGAAACAACAGUUUACGAAAUUAAGUCAUUUUCGCCAAAAAGAGGUAUGUCAAGCACCCCUCAAACUUUGGCCAUAAGCGCAGUAGAGACACUGGCAACAACGGAUCAACCCCCACCAGCAGCACCACCGCAACCACCGCCAUCUGAACCACUGGUAGAAAUACGUCCUUCACCCGUCCAGCCACAAGUUAACCUGGACAUUAGUGCGCUAGAACUCCAACUAAAACGCAUUGCUGACAUUAAGGCAGAAAAAUUGAGAUUUGAAAUUGCAAAGUAUAAGUUCAAUAAUCCAGGAUUUGAGUAUUCGACUGAGUUUUCAUAGUACAAAAGAGAGAAAAAGUAUCUUUUGUUUAGGUUUUAGAAACCGUCGAUGGCGACGACCCUUUAGAAUAGUGUGUAGGAGGAUAGGUUUCGAACAUUAUUUUAGCAUUUUAUUCAUAACAAAAUAAGAAGAAAUAUUUGUAUCCGUUUACUUAGAUUUUAUUUUUACUUUGUUCAAAGUUAGUUUUAUUUAAAUUUAGUUAAUAAGCAUUUAAAGUAAAAAUUGAACAGAAAAAGCGACUUAUACUCGUAUGUUGAAGAUAAAAAGGCUGGGAUUUUAUAAUUUUCAAUAAACCAUCGCAAAUUCAGAAGAUUCUUAGAAGCGUCAUUUGUAAAUCGAAUUAAAAAGACAUUUAUCAGAAUAAUUAGGUGUAUUUUUGUAUUUGUUUUAUUUGAAAAUUGGUGAAGGCAAUUAGUGUACGUAAUCGACAACCAGUUUAAUUACAGACAAAUUACGCGACUUAACUGCUUUUCCCUACUUUCGUGGCAAUUAUUGUGUCAAAGAAAAAUCUUAUUGGAAACUAAGAUCAUUUCCGUUCUGUUUUAUUUUGAGAGGUGGAAAAGACCAUAAUCUCUAAAGCUAUAAUUACACGAUCAACACAGAGUGAACGCUUUGACUCCUUCCGGUCAUCACUUACAGUCAAUUGCAUUUUUUUAACGUAGAUUUUGAUUUUGAACAUGGCAAUUGUUAUUUUUUCAAGUGUAUUUUGAAGAAAUAUUACUAAUUCCUUUUUCAAUUUGACAAAGAAUACUUUUACAUAAACCUUCAAAUACAAUUGUGAAUAAAAUAAAUAAAUCACAAAGGGGG
Eupeodes corollae is the source of this 1737-nucleotide messenger RNA. RefSeq lists its product as uncharacterized. The record is from RefSeq and is a predicted model, not a curated record. Bases 19 to 930 code for a protein of 303 amino acids. The transcript has 3 exons. NCBI's taxonomy places the organism in Eukaryota, Metazoa, Arthropoda, Insecta, Diptera, Syrphidae.